AUGCAUAGAUAUAUAGAACAAACAAGUCGGACGUGCAGUUUUCACGACAAAGCCACAGCACAGCAAAAUGAAUCGGCAGGCGAAAUUCCUUAUCUUGUGCCUAUUUGUUGGCCUCUUCUCCUCGAACUUGUGCGAUGAUGCUACAGCUGGAUCUGUGGGCACAACCACCGCCACGCCGGGGGAUGUUACUACUGUUCCUGUUCCAGAUGAUAAGAAUACGACCACAGCUCCUACAACAACAACAACAUCGACAACCGAGAAGACAACGGUGCCAACAACCACUACAGAGAAAACUACAACGAGCACCACUCCGGCAACAACUACAACUACAACUACAACCGCAGCGCCCAACACCACCACAUCCACGUCCAGUACAACUUCUUCAACAACGCCAGCAACGACAACAAGCACCACUACUACGACUCCGUCACCAAACUCCACAACAACUGCAGCCCCAAAUACAUCGACCACGCCAGCUCCGACGCCAACGCCAUCUCCGUGUCAUGGCUUCAAUGGAUCCUCUUUUAUUGGUGGAAUCGUGCUGACCCUGGGACUGCUGGCCAUCGGCUUGGUGGCCUACAAGUUCUACAAGGCCCGCAACGAGCGUAAUUACCACACUCUUUGAGCCGCCACAGCGUUUACGUCGGCAUUCAAUGCGGCCGGAGCCGGAGCGGCGGCAGGCAGCAACAACACCGCCACGGAUGCCGAACGUGUGCGCUUUGUUCAGCCAUCAAUACCAUUGCGAUCGCCACCGGCACAGCCGCCACCUCCUCCACCAACCGGAGUCAUUGGCGGUGCGGCAGCAGCCACGCAUUCAACUCCCCAAAAUUGCUCGCCUUCAGCCAGAGAUCGACUGCUGCAUACGUAAUUUACUCUCGGGGUAUAUAUAAUAUAUAUUAUACAAUAUUAUUGCUAUCCAAAGAGCCCCCCAACGCCCCAUUUCACCUACUCCCAAACAGUCGUAUCGUAUCUAUCACACAAUCCACACAGUCGCAGCCCUUGUCCUUUGACAUUCAGCUUUAUUGGUUCUCAAUGUGAAUUCUUACCUUAUCAGCUAUACCAGAAUAUUAUAAAUACAAUAUUUGUCUUGAAUGAUUCAUAAAAAGUUUUUGCAAAACUCAGUUUAUCAGCAAACUGAGCGGAUGUUCCAACGCCUUAUUGAAGAGCCUUGGGAGCUGGGGCUGCACAGCUCCCCUGGUUGACCGAGACGAAGAAAGCGGAGAGAAGAUAGAACAGAAAACAGAGAGACGAAAGAACAAAUAUAAAACAGCAAAUAUGUGAGACUGCUUGAUAGAGCUCGAGACAGGAUGAUGAUGAAGUGAACAGAAAUCGAUAGGAGACGGCUUUGGUUUCUGCAAUUCAUAACUAGAGCUACGCUACGAAAAGGGAGAAUAUAAAUUUUGAUUAUAUUUACACACAACUUUUGAAAAACUAAAACAAUUCAUUCUAGCAACUAAGAAUAUUUACUAUCUUAACGAGCUACAUAUAUACAACAAAAAGGAAACGCGUGUCUAUUCUCCUCCUGCAUUAAUGUGCAUUUUUAUAUUUGUAUCGAAUGUAAUCCUUACCGUUGAGUUGCCCCCAUUUUUAUCAUCCCCUCCCCCCAUAAACGGGUAUAUACAUUUAGUGCUCACACUCUUUAGAUUUUGAAAUAUUGCUAAAAAUCAAUAAAGCGUCACACGAUUACGAUGCA
Messenger RNA from Drosophila guanche, 1693 nucleotides. Its product is annotated as porimin. The transcript is spliced from 3 exons. Gene Ontology annotation, cellular component: cytoplasmic vesicle. NCBI's taxonomy places the organism in Eukaryota, Metazoa, Arthropoda, Insecta, Diptera, Drosophilidae. The record is from RefSeq and is a predicted model, not a curated record.